AUGGUAGGAAAACUACAGGGCAGGGUAACAGCCCCAGAGCGUCUGGUAGCUCCAGUGGAGAAGCCUUUCACUCUGACCUGCAGUGUUACAAGGGAACGAGGUGAAUCUCUGAGGCAAGUACGUUGGUUGGAUGUCCAGAACCAGACCCUGCUGAGCUACCAGCCCAGUAACAGAGACAGUGUGAGUGGACAGCAGCAUGUGGAGCUCGCCACCUCCCCGAAGGACACCUCGGCUAUCACUAUCCGCAGGGUGGGCUUCCGAGACGAAGGCUGCUACACCUGCAUCUUUGACAUGCAUCCAUCCGGUUCAAAGCAAGGACAGACGUGCCUCACUGUCACCGCGCACAUCAGUGUUGACAGCAAUAAAACAGCAGUGAGCGGCAAGAGGGCCUCUCUCUCCUGCUCCUACGGUUUGCCUGAGAAGGUGGAGCAGAUCACGUGGAGACACACUUCUGCCGAGGGUGCCUCCUCAGAGGUGGCCUCCUUUGCAAAGCGGAGCGACCCCAUGAUAGAGCCGCCAUAUCAGGGAAGGGUUUGGCUCAGUGCCUCCCUGUCCAACAGUCAGCUCACCAUCCAGCCUGUGGCUAUCCAGGACGAGGGCUGCUACACCUGCCUGUACAACACACAUUCCGAAGGGCUGAAGAGCUCCACUGUGUGCCUCUCCACCUAUGUGCUGCCUAAACCUCAGGUGAGCUACAAGACCACCUCUCCAGGUGUAAUUGAAGCCAACUGCACCUCUUUGUCGCGACCCCCGGCAGAGAUCGUGUGGAACGUGGAGAGGGAUAACCGCACCAUGGGCCCGCCUAUGACCACACAUCUCCCACAGGGUGACGGGACCACUCUGGUGAUCAGCACGCUGACUGUCCGAUCAGGGCUGCUGAAAGACGUGUCCGUCAAAUGCUUGGUGCAUCACAAAGGGCUUGAGUCACCGAUUGCUGUAUCCAUGAACACUAAGAUUGGGACGGCUCUCACCAUCCUGAUCUCAGUCACUACAGUGGCAGCUCUGUUGGUCAUGUCCCUCUGCUUCUGUCUUUGGAAGUGUUUCUUGCGUAAAGAAGCUGAUUAGUCUUUCAGAUGAGACCAGAGUCUGAAAAGAAGAGGUUGUGGAACCUUGCUGAAUAGUUUUUCUGCAUCAUCAUCAUCGUCUUGGUACAAAGGGAAGAUGUUCACACCUCUAUAGGAUGUCCAAUACAAUCCUAUUUAUGACCACCAACCGUACAACGACAUUCAUCUCUGAAUCUGCGUCUGACUCUUAUAUAAUCUGCAGGCUGUCCUCACAUGAAGUCAAUGAAGAAAUGUUGAGUGGAUGUUUUUUUUCUCUGGCUCUGUAAUUGAUUCAGCUGACGGUUGCACAUUCCACAGAAAACAGCAAAGUCACUGUAUGGCAAAUUAAAGUGCUGUGAGUAUGCUUUUACAGUAUAUUACAUGUCCCCAAAACACUCCUGUUUGUUUCUGCCUCUCACCUGGUCUGUAAAUAACACAGCUAAUUGGCACCAUGAGCUUAAGGUUCUACUUCUCAGUCGAAGGCCUCCGUCACUUCUGUAUAUUUAUCAAAGCUGGGUGGAGUCAUAGGUGGCCUUCAGUAGAUCAACUAAAAGGGCUGCAUACUUAUGUCUUAUUUGUGUAAUAGCAAUUGCAACUUUUCUACAUGUUUCAAAGUGUGUUUUGUGAGAAAGACAGACAGAAAGUGUGUGUGUGUG
Scomber japonicus (chub mackerel) is the source of this 1699-nucleotide messenger RNA. RefSeq lists its product as uncharacterized. Gene Ontology annotation, molecular function: cell-cell adhesion mediator activity. The transcript has 6 exons. The record is from RefSeq and is a predicted model, not a curated record. NCBI's taxonomy places the organism in Eukaryota, Metazoa, Chordata, Actinopteri, Scombriformes, Scombridae. Bases 1 to 1065 code for a protein of 354 amino acids.